AAUUGUUUUUUUAUUAUUUUAUUUUUUCAAAUCUUUUAAAAUGGAUACUAUUUUGAAGCCAGUUUUAGAAAAUUAUCCUAAACUUUCUAUAGAAAAGCAAUUAUGUCCGUCUUACGUUUCUAUGUAUACAAAAAACAAAAAUGAAAUAGUGUUAGUGUACGCUAAGGCUAAACAAUCUACUAAUUAUGUAGAAAAUGCGGCCAGAAAUGAUAAUCGAGAUCCAGCAGAGGAAAUAGACCUCACGGGGUCACCUUUGAAGCUGGAUUUGAGUCUGCAUAUGCUGGAUGACACCCUCAUCUCUGAUGAACCACAAUUGUGGAGUAAGGAGGAGGCCUCUCACCAACCUAUUGCUGUUGAGAAGGCUAGAGAAAUAGCAAACUUCUACAACAAACUUAUAGUCCAAGCAUCAGAAGACACGCUGCCUAUGUGGGUUCUCUGCAACCCUGCUUCACCAGGGAGACCAUUACUCCUCACUGUACAGUCCAGUGGGAACCAGUUUACUCGGGGUAUAGUGAGCUAUGAGGAUUCUAUGGUGUUGGAUGAUCUGGACUUAGAUGAGCUGGUGGAAGGAUAUGCCAGGCAGGAGGGGAUAACUGAGGAUUUGGUAUGUACAACAGUGGACUGCAAGUAUCUUCUCGCUGGCAUAUCUUACAGCAGUUCACACAACACGGAUGAGCUUCUGAAUGCACCACACUCCGGUCUCACUGAGCUUCUAUGUGAGUGGACCACUAGAACCUUGCAGACACCGUUCAUCAGCUGCAAAGUUCAUUUUGAACAAGAGGUAAUAGUGGGCCACCUCCUGAGCCCAUGCAGUGCUAUAUGGAAGUCGGUGUGCGCGUUACACAACAUCAACCUGAUGCUGGUGGACAUGACAGCUGCUGGGAGCUCCUCUGUCAACCUGGAACAAACAGCCGUUAGACUCAACAUCCCCGGGACAAAACAGCCUAAUAACUCAAAGCGUCUCAACGAGCUACUUAAUGAGACUGAAACGUACGCAUAUACCGCGGAAUGCCCCGCCGGCGGUUGCAUAUGCAUCACUGAUGAUACCACCACGCUGAAGCAAUGUCUCUCUGCUAUGUCCGCCCAUGGCUCUAGCAAUGACUUCACUUAUAAACUGUGGGAUAUACUUAGAGAUUGCGAGACGGCAGAAGAAGUAAUAACUUUGUUGAUACAAGCUCUCAAGUUCAUAUCUUCUGGGAAAAUACGUCCUUUUAUAGACGCGAACAACAAGACAUACCUAUCAAAACUGGUAUUAAAAUUGUCUCGCGGUCACUCUCAAGCGUCCAAAGUUCUCAAGAACCUCCGCACUAGUCCUCCGCAGGCCCUCUCAUUGAUAGCACAAGUCGGGACUGAGAAGACCAUGUGGGAGUACACUAGAGUCAUGUCGCUUCUGGAACAUUCAUUCUUCAUAGCUGGCAUUUGGAAUAAUGAUAAUAGAACGACACACGAAUCAAUCGAGCAGAUCAACCAAACUAUACAAGACAUGACGAUGAGUGGUGGCGAGAUGACUCUCAACCCGUUCGAGAGUAUAUCCCACGGGGACCUCUCCAUCCGGCUGGAGUGCGAGUCUCUGUACGACGAAGACCAUGACCUCACUGUGGACGACUUCGCCUCGCUCAAGAAACACGGACUCGUGGCCAGCAAGAAGGAUGUCAAUGAGGUGCCAAUAAUAGCGGAUGAGAUAGACAUCAGUCCUUGGAAGAAUCUCUUGAUGAAGUUUGCACAAGUUCACGUCUGCUUAGAACAUUUGUACCGUGCCGAAAUUUGCUUGAGAGCCGACUUUGCCAACCUGAAACCCAUUGCAUCUCGCCUACUAGAACACUACGUCUCAGACAAGUCUCCGGUCAAGACAGUGGGACAGCUGAUGAGUGACCCUGUGCAGAGAAUAUCUAUGCCCAUCGCUAACAAUAUCGUGCAGGAUCAUUUGAAAAAACCAGCAUUCUGGUAUCGCGUUGAAAUGUUCCGGAAGGAGAAAGCGGCUGAUAUGGGCGUGAAGCAGAACUCUAAACUGGUUUACGUGUUCUCUCAACAGGCCGUCUUUCCACCUGCAGUGUGGCAGAACUUGGAACCGCAAUCGGAAGAAGUAGCAGAAAUAACCACAGUGGGAGAAGAUUUGAAAUACCACUCCACAAAAUACACAUAUUUAAGUAGCAAACUUAAAAGUAAAUUGUCCCUUUAGAGUUAAUGUUUCUAGUUUGUAAAAAUAAGUAUUUUUUUAUACAAUACAUUUUACACUAUUUCUACAA
Molecule: messenger RNA, 2246 nt
Organism: Pectinophora gossypiella (pink bollworm)
Lineage: Eukaryota; Metazoa; Arthropoda; Insecta; Lepidoptera; Gelechiidae
Gene: Zwilch
Product: protein zwilch
Exons: 14
Coding region: 41-2179 (712 amino acids)
Biological process (GO): protein localization to kinetochore; mitotic spindle assembly checkpoint signaling
Cellular component (GO): RZZ complex
Source: RefSeq, a predicted model, not a curated record